Molecule: messenger RNA, 1998 nt
Organism: Hemibagrus wyckioides
Lineage: Eukaryota; Metazoa; Chordata; Actinopteri; Siluriformes; Bagridae
Exons: 2
Coding region: 180-1709 (509 amino acids)
Source: RefSeq, a predicted model, not a curated record
AUCUGCGGAGUAAAAAACAUCAGGGUUAAGUACACAGCAAGCAUGAUUAAAUAUUUACAAUCUGUUCUCAGAGGGGUUUGAUUUGGGAAGUAUGCUCCAGUUGGACUAGAUUACCGUUUGUGAACAGCUUGAAAAGCUAUUUCCACCACUUCCACAUCAGCUUGUGUGCAGCCUUCAUCAUGGAGUGGACGAGGUUCCUCUUCUGCCUCGCUCUGUUCUUUGUCAGCACAACUGCGUCCACGAUCGAGACCUUACACAAAAUCGAGGACCUAAAAAACAAAACGUUUGGCCAUGAAUACCCACGCCAUGGUCUUCUCCUGCUUUACUGGCUGGCUAACCACAUCUCCAUCGGCCAAUCAGAAGAUAUCCUGCUUCAUUUUGAUCCCGCACGGCAAGACUACGGCUUCCGCUACUAUGAAAGCAGCAGCGAAACCGGCACUCCACUUCCGUACUUGGAUGACUCGAGCGACAGAGCGUACUACUCUUUGGGCAGUCUCAGUUCGGAAACUGUCCGAACCAAGCUGCCGCCGUAUGUCACCCAAGACUACUAUAAUGCCUUUGAGGACCCCAAAAGAGACCUGGACCGCAUAGUCCUCCGAGUGUCCAGGACCAACCCAAACCAAGCAGACAAGGUGUACAUCACACAAGCAGUUAGCAACGAGCAAGACGCAGACUAUGACCCAGAUGAAACCUUCGAGAUCAAUCCUAAUCUUCUGACACAAGUGCAGAUUCUUAAAACCCCUCUUGAUUUAAUACAAAUUCUUGAAUCGCAUGUGUCUGGUGCUCAAAACUCAGAUGAUCCUAGACUAGUCCUCUCUAAAGACCAACUUCUGUACCACUUGAAACAUUCUGACAAACAUCUUCAGACUAUUUUUGAAGACCCAGGCAUGAGGUGGCUUUUGAUUCUGGCUGGAUAUGACAUCGACAACAGGUACAACAUUCAUAAGAAAGCUUGGUCCUGCCCAGCCGAUGAACCAAUCCAACAUGACCAAAUCUCCAGGGAUCCUGAGACACUGUGCGAAGGCCACAGUACGGUCAAGAUAGAGGUGAAAUCCACAGAAGAUGGCUAUGCAAAAAUCAUUUGGAGUGGUUUACCAAAGAACAUCUUAAAAAUGAACUCUACUAUUAUUCUUUUCAGUAGCGACACGUCUGAUGAGCUUGAGAGGUUUACAGCAAUCGGUGGGCAAACUUCAGGAUCCUAUGAAACCUACUUGGCGCUGAAUCACGGAAUUCAUCCACGACUGGUCGCGUUCAAUUUCGUCUUCGAGUUUGGUUUCAUUGGCCUCCGUUACUCAGUCAUUUGGAGAGGGUCACAGUUUGAUGAAGCUAACAGAGUGAUUCCUACCAAAAUUACUGGCUACAACGCAAGCCUUCAACUUUACACCACGGGUGGUUAUGCAUGUGCUCGGAUAUACAUCAGAAACUCGUUCACUGAUUGGAAAAGUGAGUUUGCCAACUCAUGGGUGUCUUUUUAUACCAGUGAUCAAGAGCUGGACCACAACUAUAAACACUAUCAGUGGGUUACCAAGUUCAGUAAGGUUGAGAACACUGAAGAAUAUCUGAUCUAUGAGUACAAGUCAUCCAUGAGUAUUGGACCUGGUGUCCAAGCUCGCUUUAUAUUCUCUAGGGGUAGAGUUUUAUCUCGUAUUUUCCGGUCUUCUGCAACAGUAAAAGCUCGCACUGUUCCGUGGGAGAGUGUAAAAAAUUAAUUAAAGCAAAGUAAAAAAAAAAAAAGGUAAGAAAACCUUUUUGGAAACUAAUUAACAUCUGAUGAAAAAUAUGUUUAGCCACAAAGAUCAUUAGCAAAAGACUCACUGUUUCAGUGUCAGGCUUUAUUCCAAUAAAAUGAACUUAUUUUAUUUUUUUACAAAAUAAAAUAUAGCUGGUUCAUUUUGAUUUUAUUGCAAACAAAGUGUGUUAAUUUGUCACAUAAUGUAUAAAAUAAAUAAAAAUGCUACCCCAGUACUUAGUGUGGAUUAUUUUCCAGCUGUGAUCUGG